CGUUCUAUGUUGACGUCGCUCGCUGAUAUGAUGGGACGGUCCCGUUAUUCCGUUCGGCAAGCGAUGGAGCGCACGAGGAAAACCAUUGUCCGCCACCGAAGCCGUUUUGUACUGCAUCAUACGGCGUGGUGGAUUUGUUUUGUUGUGAUCCUGAACGCGUCCGCGGCGUGUGCCGCUCACCUGCGCCAGUGUAAAGAGGCGGACUACUACUUUCAGUACACGGAGUGUGACAGCACCGGGUCCAGAUGGAGGGUGGCCAUUCCUCUGAAUUCAGGAGCGUGUACAGGACUACCAGAACCUGUGCAGGGCACCGACUGCACGUUCUCGUGCGAAGCGGGGGAGUUUCUGGAGAUGUCUGCUCAGGAGUGCACUCAGUGUGCAGCUGGCACUUACUCGCUGGGCAGCGGCCUGCGUUUGGAUGAGUGGGACGACAUCCCUCCUGGAUUCAGCAGCCUGGCAACCAGCCCUGAUAACGCACCCAACGGACAGAAUGCGUCCACCUGCAGCAGUGCAAAGUGGGUCGCUCAGGGCUCAUAUCUGGAGUCCAACAGAGAUGAGUGUACUGUGUCUCUGAUCUACACUGUACACUUGAAGAAGCCGGGGUCAGUGUCCUUUGACUACCAGUAUGUGGAUAACAGCAUCUUCUUUGAGUUCUUUAUUCAGAACGACCAGUGUCAAGAGAUGGACCAGGAUUCAAAUAAAAAAUGGAUCAAAUUAACUACUCAUGGAGAGUGGGGAGCACAUAGUGUGAAUCUGAAUUCUGGCGCUAAUAUCCUGUAUUGGAGAACCACUAGAGUCACACUCGGGUUUAAAGCAGUCAAACCUGUACUCUUGAAGAACAUACGGAUCGAAGGUGUGGCAUAUACAUCAGAGUGUUUUCCAUGUAAGCCUGGGAUGUUCAGUCGCACCCCGGGCUCCUCCUCCUGUGAGCCCUGUCCACGGAACACGUACUCUGGCCGAGGGGCCAGCUCCUGCACACCUUGCAACACAAAAACACACUACGCCUCAGAAGGCUCUGCCAUGUGCAAAAGUAGACCGCCAUGCUCAGAAAAAGACUACAUCCAGACAUACAGCACCUGUGAUAAAGAUGGAAAGACUCAGGUCAUAUAUAAGUGGGUAGAGCCUCAGAUUUGUUUGGCAGCUGCUGCUGGCGCAGUAACACUACCACCUUCUGGUCAGCGUGAGCCUUGUCCACCCUGUAAUCCUGGUUUCUAUAACAACGACACUGCCACCUGUUCUCCCUGUCCACCCGGGACUUACUCCGAUGGGUUCAAAGCUUGCCAGCCUUGUCCAGCUGGCACGGAGCCUGUCCUCGGCUAUGAGUACAAGUGGUGGAACGUGCUUCCUGCCAACAUGAAGACAUCCUGCUUCAACGUGGCCAACAACAAUUGUGAUGGAUUGAAUGGUUGGGAAGUAGCGGGUGAUCAUGUACAAUCAGGAGCAGGUCGUUCAGAUAACGAUUAUCUCAUAUUAACUCUCAUGGUGCCUGGAUUCAAGUUGCCUGUGUCAGUUCGAGGAGCAUCUGGCAGUGAGUACGGCCGGAUCACUUUUGAGUUUGAAACUAGCUGCUCAGCUGACUGCGAGUUCUACUUCAUGACGGAUGUGAACAGAAGAAGCACAAAUGUCAUUGAAUCAUGGGACGGGAGUAAAAGCAAACAGAGUUACACACACAUCAUGACCGAAGACUCUUCUAUUGCGUUCACUUGGGCUUUUCAACGCACCAGUCAGGCUAGUGAUGUGCGUCAGUAUGUAAAUGACAUGGUGAAGAUUUACUCUGUGACUGUCACUAAUGCCAUGGAUGGGGUGGCAUCAGCGUGUCGGGCGUGUGCCCUGCAGUCUCAGCAGGCCGGCUCCUCCUGUGUGCCCUGUCCAGCUGGACACUACAUCGAUAAAGAGACCAACCAGUGCCAAGAGUGCCCUCCUAACACCGUCCUAUCUGGGCAUCACAUCUAUGGCAAAGAAGCGUGCCAGCCGUGUGGGCCAGGCAGCAAAAGCAACAAGGAGCACAGUGUGUGUUUCAGCAAUUGUUUGUUCACACACACUGACCAGAAUCGGACACUUCGGUAUGACUUCAGUCCUCUGAACUCCGCUGGGUCCAUCAUGAACGGGCCCAGCUUCACUGCGAAAGGCACAAAGUAUUACCACCUCUUCAAUAUCAGCCUGUGUGGAGCUGAGGGUCACAAGGCUGCGGUCUGCAGAGAUAAUGUCACAAACCUGCCCAAUGAGGAUGAUGAAGGUGGUCAGCUGGGCAGUUCAGUGGAGGCUUUUCUCUGUCGAUCAACGAUUAUCCCAUCUGAUGGGCGGGGCUUAAGAACAGCUCUUUCCUCUCAGUCCAUUAGCCUGGCCGACACUUUUCAGGGAGCCACAAUGGAGAAAUCUCUUAACGGAAUAACCACCAGACCAGAACUAUUUCCAUCUGCAUCCGAGAGAAUCCCAGAUGUCCACUUCUUCUAUCGAUCUUCACAGGUCACAACCUCAUGUCCGAGAGGCAGGAAUGCAGUGGUUUCACUGCGCUGUAACCCGGAGAAAACAACGAGGGGAGACAUAUCUGUGCCCAGUGGGUGUCCUGCAGGGACCUGUGACGGCUGCACAUUCCACUUCCUGUGGGAGAGCUCUAGUGCAUGCCCGCGCUGCACUGCUGUCGACUACCACGCCAUUGAAGGAGCUUGUAAGGCAGGAGUGCAGGACACCGUGUUUAUGUGGACUGAACCUCGGCUGUGCAAUGGAGGACUGACUCUCCCGCUGAAGAGAACGUCUCCAUGUGAGGCGAUUGAUUUCUGGCUGAAGGUGGGCGCUGGGCUUGGAGCGUUGUGUGCUAUUCUGCUCGUCUCCCUGACCUGCUACUUCUGGAAGAAGAACAAAAAGCUGGAGUAUAAGUAUUCCAAACUCAUGAUGUCAGCCAAUAAAGAGUGCGAGUUACCAGCGGUGGACAGCUGUGCCAUUAUGGAAGGAGAAGGAGAGGAGAACGAGGAGGAAGAAGUGGUUUAUGCCAACAAGACUUCUCUUCUGGCUAAACUAAAGGCUAUUGCUACCAAGGGCAACAAGAAGAGCGGUGAAGCCGUCCAACUGCAAUUCUCCAAUACAGAGAAGUCUGUGUGGGGAUAGAAGAGGACUGAAGAGGGAUAUGGAAAAGAAAGGGAUGAAUGGAAGUUCGAUAUCACAUGCAGUGGCCUUAAGAAAAUAAGGGCACAAUUGCCCGAGGAAGGAAUAUGGGUUAAACAAGCCUGCGAUGCCUCAGGAAGCCAGAUGGACGUGCUUUCACGAAUAUUCCUGUUGAGAUUUGUCACUAUGCAGUUGUGUGUGUGUGUUUUCCUAAUGUAAAUGCGUGAAAAUUCCCUCCCUCUCCAGUGCCCGGGUUUCUCCAGAAGCUUUUUAGAGCUAGCGACAGGCGCGACUUUACACGAGUCCUAGCUUGUCAGAGCGAAUGUAGCCAAGGGUCACACAAAUACACUCCGACGUUAAGCUUUACUGACAGACGCUUCCAAUCCCAGCUAAACAGCACUGGAAAGCCAUGUAAAGUGUGUUGUGUUCAAGUGCAGCCAAAAUAGACUGUUUUUUUUGGUCGUUUUUUAUUUAGUUAAGUAACCUGUUUGACUGUGACGGUGACAUUCCAAAUGAAAUAUGACAUGAAUAAAGUCUAUGAAUAAAGAGAUUACAGCAAAGCAGGAGUCAUCUCUGUACAGCUAUUUUUAUGAUUUUUCGACAUACCUCUGUGUUAAUCUGGCUUACAGUAUCAAGACAAACACAGGAGAUUUCAGGAGAAAAGGAUUCCUUCAGAACUGUGACUGCAGACUGAGGUGAUGAAACAUUUGCAGUCUAAUUAAGGAACUUAAUGAACUGCCGGUGGGGUUUUUAUUCAUGAAAUUUUAAGACCCAUCGACAUGAAAUCUGAGGAAAUGAUCCGCCGAGACCCAUAUUGAUUCUGGAUUGAGGUGUAAACCUAUAGUUUACUGUGCCGCUGGGAUUUCGUUGUUUUGUGUGGUCCACUGCUACUCUGAAGUGUUAGAUAUACUGUAGGCAGUAUUAUUCACAUGAGUAAUUCUGUGAUUUUUUUUUUUUUUUUUCUCAAUUUGUGUGUGUGUGUGUGUGUGUGUGUGUGUUUACAGUGAAAUGAACCUGUAACUGUGUCCAACUGAUGUCAGUUCUUGAUAUAAUUUGUUUUUGAUAUCGUGUGUAAUAAAUGGUUGUUUGCACUCUCAAAUGCGUCAAUUUUAAGAACUUAAAAAACCAACAAAUAUGAAGAAUUUCUGUAAAAAUUUUGAUGACGUCAUCUGACAUUUUGUUGAAAUUUUUUUAUAACCCUUAAGUGAGAUACUUGUGUGUGUGUGUGUUUUUUUUUUUUUUUUAUGUGCUAUUAUAAUAUUUAUACAUAUUUGAAAUGAUCUUAUUACAUUUUCAGUCGUCCUUUUAAUUUUUAGUAGUUCGGACAGGGUUUUAUUUUUUAUUUAUUUAUUUUAAAUAUUUCUAUUUAGCUUUAUUUAUUUUUUAGUACUUCAGCUUAAACUAAUUUCAUUAAGUUGUCAAGGCAACAUUUCUAUUUUUUUUCUAAUUCAAGUUUUCAUCUAAUAUUUAUAUUUUAUUUUAUUCAUAUUUUAUUUACUUUAUUUCAAUUAACAAAAUAUUGAAAUCUAAUGUGAUGUCAUGGCUGAUUACAUAAUUUGCAGUACUUCAUGGUACAAGUCGUCCAUUCCCUCAUGAGAGAUGUCAAGAUUUGUAUGGUUAUUUAUUUAUUUAUGCUAUUUUUUAAAUGUAUCUGUUCCUCCAAUUGAAUAUUGUGAAUCUGGUUUCCUUUGUAUUAUUGGAAGUUUUGGAAAUUAAUGAAAAAGUAGCUGAAAUUGUGGGUAUAGCAAAUGGGAUGACAACAGUAACAAAACACCAUAAAAGUGGCCAACAGCUUUUUUUCCCCUUUGUAUCUUUUAAUAUUGUAAGUUUGAUUGCUUUUGGAUUUUUAUCAGUUAUUUUAAAAAUGAAUGAAAAAUACAGCUAGAAGCAGGUCAGAAAUAAAACAAUCAUGAAAGUGGUCCAUAUGUUUUAUUUCAUUGUCUUCUAAAAGGCAUGGUGAUUGAAUUGACAUUUACUGUAAGUCCUUAUUUACUGAUUCAUCUUUUCUAAAAAUCAAAUUUGGUGGUGUCAGAUGCAUCACAUUUUAUGUCCAACUUACAUUUUUCAAUCUUUUCCUAACAUUAAGCUCAUAAUUUUGUGUAUGGACUACCUUUAUGCUAUUUGUUUUUGUUUUGUUGUGAAACAUGCUCAGUAAAUACGACAAGCUGGGUGAAGAUUCUUUUUGUAACAGCACAAGUUUAGAUCAACGUGACGGUGAGUAGAUGAUCACAGAGUUGUCAUUUUUGGGUGAACUAUCGCUUUAAUGCUGCAGCCGUGUAGCAAAAGCCUUGUACGUUUAGCUGUCCUCAUUAGUUCUCUCACUCGUUCUGAAUGUCACAGGCUAGCUCACUAUCUUUCAUUCUGACUCUCACUCAUUCCUGUGCCUCCUCGUCUCUCGGGGCUUCAGAAAUAUUGUGGUUGUAGGUGGAGGAGGUCGUGUCUAACCUGGAAAAGUGUAGCAGUUCUGAUAUCUCCCAUAAAAGCCUCGACUCGGUGCCACAGCCAUUAGAAUUCUACCGAGGACGGAAGAAGUGUGAUGUGCACAAUUCACCAAAAAACUCCCUCACUAUCUCUAUCCCUCAGCCAUCACUUAAACUCUCUCAUUCAUGCUGUUCUCUCUCGCUUUCUCUCACCUGUCCUCUCUCUCUCUCCUCAGACGAACUCGUGUGGCUGAUAAAAGGAAGAGUUUUCAAAGGCUUCAGCACUUCAGCACUUCCGAUGUAUUAUUCUGGCCAGAAAAUCCCUGGCAAAAAUUGCAUUCCAUUUUCCCCGCUCAUAAUCUCUGCUGCUUCGUCCUUUUUAGAAAGCCAGAAGCCAGCUGAUUGGAUGUCAGCAGAAUAAUUUAGUGGAAGAGAGAACACCAGGGCAAGGUUUUUUUUUUAUUUUUAAUUUCAGUGAGGAAAUGCUAACCUGACAUUGUGAGACAUCCAUCACAGUCCCAAUGACAGAAAGUGUUGAGAAGGUACGUCAAUGUGUGUUUGUGUAUGAUAAAGACUUACUGUUGUCCCACAACCUCAACAUGAGGAAUAAAACAGACAAUUCAUCAUUUAGUUUGUUUAUUAUGAUGUCAUAAUGUCCUUUUUUAUUGCACACUGCACCAUGGGUACUGUUCUAUUGCUUUGUGUUCAAACCGAAAAGUUCAGUGCCUUCCAGAAGUACACAUUCCACACAUUUGCAACUCCUUUACAGAUCUGAAGGAGGUCUAUUUAAGCCUUACAUACAAAUUCGAAAUCACCCCAAGUUGUUCUAGGUACAUCCAACGAACAUGCCGUUUCAGAAAAACAGACAGAGAAAGAGUGUCCAGUCACACAUUCAGUAUUUGGGAUUGACAACUGUACUGUAUUUACUAACAGAUGUGACACUAAAUUGUCCUGUACAUACAACAGAAAACUAAAUUAAUCCUAUUUAAACUUGCAGGCCGCACAGAAUCAGUUUCAUUGAUUUUCACAAUAUUGGAACCUACCUAAGUUAUAUUUAUUAAGUAUUUUGGGUAAAUUGAUAAUUUCAGCUGUUUAACAGAUUUUUCUUUACAGAAAAAUGUGGGGAAAAGUUUGCAAAUUCUGUUCAGGCCUGGUCUUGAGUCGUGCCUGUAACCAUAAGAGAUGGAUAACCACAGUAACAUCAAGAUUUAGUUGGAUUAAUCUAAACCAUUUUUGGCAACUCCCUCUGCCUUUACUGUAUAAAAUCUUGUUUUUCUAAUUACCUUGUCUGCCCAGACACUUAGAAAUAGUUUACCCAAAAAUGAAAAUUUGCUGAAAAUCUACUCGCCCUCAGGCCGUUCAAGAUUUAGAUGAGUUUGUUUCUUCAUCAGAUCAGAUGUAGCAUUACAUCACUUGCUUACCAAUGGAUCCUCUGCAGUGAAUGGGUGCUGUCUUAAAAAGCAAAAGACUGUGUUUGUAAGAAAAAAAAAAUCCAUCAUCAUGUCUAUAAUUCAAAAUAAUGCCUUUUCCAGUAAAAAAACAAACAAAAAAAGUCCGUCCCCUAAGCAGCGGUCUAAAGUUAAAAACACCACAAUGAUUGACUUGUUUCUUAUAAACGUGCAACUUUUCAAUUCACAAGAUGUUAAUUGACAAACUGGAGUGGUGUGGAUUAUUGUGAUGUUUUUAUCAGCUGUUUGGAGUCUCAUUCUGACGGCACCCAUUCACUGCAGAGGAUCCAUUGGGGAGCGAGUGAUGGAAUGCUACAUUUCUCCAAAUCUGUUCCUGUGAAGAAGCAUCUUGUAUGGCCUGAGAAAUUGUUUUAAAAUCAAUCUUUUUUGGGUGAACUGUUCCUUUAACAGGAUUUAUAUCUUGCUCUCUGUCUACUUAAUACACACUCCACUAUUUACCGCCUGUAGUUCUGCUCACACAUCAACCGAACUCGAUGUUGAAUUCAGAUGUGACACCUGUAAGUGUGAAGUAGUCACUUUGGUUAUAGGAUAUGGACAGUUAUCACUUUCUUUCAGAACCAAACUGUUUAUGAACCUAACCGUAUUUAGUACGCUAAAUAGGGCUGACAUCCAUAUUCUGCCGUGGUGUGAAGAUUUAUGUCAAACAUGAACAGAUCUCUGAAGUUUGCCUUAAACUUUCCCACGCAGUGACGCGUUUAGACACAGCCGGCUGCUUUUGCAGUAAGACCCACGAUCCCCACUCUGAAAUGAAAUUGCUGCAGUGGGUGAGGGAGGCUCGCUCUCCAUUUGUGUUUCUGCGCAGACUGCAGUCUCGCCUCCCUCCUAAACCGUUUCUAAACCACUCAGACGAAUCCGCCACAUUUGACUUUUUCUUCUCUCAAAAACAUUCUUAAAGAGGCUAAGGCUGGAACGAGGACCCCUAGCAACUUAAUGUGCAGAAAGAGGAUGUGUGCAGAUUUUGGGAGGGUGUUGUACUGUAAGCCUCACCACAAAAGCAUUGAGUUGCUGAGUAUGGGGCAGUGAAAUACAUUACAUAAACCAUGCUGUUUAUCUCUCUACACUCGCCGACUUAUUGACUUUCUUUGUUUCAAAUGUGGACUGUAUCUGCUGUCCUCAUAUGUUUUUGCAGUUCUUUCAUUGGUAAUUUAUAUAAAGAGCAAAAUUUAGAUUUAUUGAUCUUGCCUAUGUAAAAGUGACCGCCACAGUACUGGUUUUCAAGGUGUUGCUAUGCAGUUGUGAAGAUGUUCAGGGUGGUUUUUAGAAUGUUACUGUUCUGUUGCUAAGAUGUUGUGGGUGGUUUCCAGGGUGUUGCUAUGCAGUUGCUAAGAUGUUCUGGGUGAUUUUUGGAAUGUUACUGUGCUGCUGCUAGUAUGUGGGUGGUUUCCAGGGUGUUGCUGUGCAGUUGUGAAGAUGUUCUCUGUGGUUUUUAGAAUGUUACUGUGCUGUUGCUAAGAUGCUGUGGGUGGUUUCCAGGGUGUUGCUUUGUAGUUGCAAAGAUGUUCUGGAUGGUUUUUAGAAUGUUACUUUGCUGUUGUCAGGAUGUGGUUGGUUUACAGGGUGUUGCAACCAGGGUGUUGCUAUGCAGUUGCAAAGAUGUUCUGGGUGGUUUUUGGAAUGGUACUGUGUGGUUGUUAGGAUGUGGUUGGUUUGUAGGGUGUUGCUAUGCAGUUGCAAAGAUGUUCUGGGUGGUUUUUGGAAUGUUACUGUGCUGUUUCUGAGAUGUGGUUGGUUUCCAAGGCAUUGCUAUGCAACUGCAAAGACGUUCUGAGUGGUUUUUAGAAUGUUACUGUGCAGUUGCUAGGAUGUGGUUGGUUUCCAGGGUGUUGCUAUGCUGUUGUGGAAUUAUUCUGGGUGUUUUUUUAGAAUGUUACUAUGCAGGUGCUAAAGUGUUGUGGGUGGUUUCCAGGGCAUUUUAUGCAGUUGCAUUUUUUGUGUGUGUGGUUUUUUUACCAUGUUACUGUGCAGUUAUUAGGGUGUUUUGGAUGGUUGCCAGGGCGUAGCUAUGCAGUUCCUAAGGUGUUCCUAAGUAUUGGUUAGCAUGUUUUUAAGGUGUUCUGGGCAGUUUCCAGGGUGUUGCUAUGCAGUUGUUUAGAUGUUUUAAGUAGUUUUUAGCAAGUUACUGUGCAGGUGCUGCAGAUGUUCAGUGUUUUUAAAAUGUUGCUAUGCAGGGUGUUCUGAGUUUUGAGUUAGGCUACCUAAUGACAUUUACUUAGGGUUAGGGGUUUGUCAUUGUCAAAUCUGUCAUUGAUUGGUUAUGUUUUUCUAUCAUCCGAUUUUCUUGUUCCUGCUGUGUUCACAUCCUGGUACUGUUAACUGACACACAAAUGAUUUCCUUUGCUGCCAUGCUGUUGAAUUAUGAAUGUUGAGAGCUUUAGCAUUUCUAGGUUACUGUUACAUGUUUGUUUACUAUGUCUCUUCAUGACGAGCCAAGAAUGGAUGAUCCUACAAUGACAUGAUACAGUUUGACACUUGCAUUAGGUAGCGUGAUAUUGUACAGAAUCCCUUGGGGCCGUGUGAUGGCCGCAAGCUAAAAACAAGCAAACUUUUAGCAUUUUAGCUCCCCUCAAUCUUCAGCUUGUCAAAGAACCCGAGCGUCCCACUCUCUUCCAAACAAACCAACAGAAAAACAUAGAAAUGUAUAAAACCUCUGAAAUGUAAAAAAAGACAUCUGUAAAAAAUGGCCUGGUCCCCUCCCGCCCAAAGGCUCUGAGGAACCUCUCGUAUUAAAACUAUAGGACAAAUGAUAAGGCACAACAAGCCGAUAUUGAACAACAGAAUACAUUUUACAUUCACUGCAUCACAAAGCAUUUCACACAUCAGAAACGCAACCGAUUAUCACCAGUUUUCCACUGAAAUGGUGCCAGUGUCAGUGUUGGGGUAGACAGAAAUAUUAAGCAGCACAACUGUUUUUAACAUUGAAGAUAAGAAAUGUUCCUUAAGCAGCAAAUCGGCAUAUUAGAAUGAUUUCUGAAGGAUCAUGUGACACUGAAUACUGGAGUAAUGUUGCUGAAAAUUCAACUUAAAAUCUAUUAAUAUAGAAAACAAUUAUUUUAAAUUGUAAUGAUGUUUCACAAUGUUACUGUAUUUAUGAUUAAAUGCAGCCUUGGUGAGAAAAAGAUUAUAUAAUAUAAAUAUUUGCAAUUUCAGUUUUUCUCAUUACUUCCGAUUUCCAAUUACUUGUAUUUUUCCAAGAACUUACUAUUUCAAAUUAUCUAUCUUUUAACUUGGGUUUUUCCAAUUACUUACAAUUCCAGUUUAUGUUUUAAAAAGUGUAUUUGGAGAGUGCCCUCUGACAAUACUGUUUCUUGCUUUGUCA
Messenger RNA from Onychostoma macrolepis, 10307 nucleotides. RefSeq names its product endosome-lysosome associated apoptosis and autophagy regulator family member 2a (gene elapor2a). Gene Ontology annotation, biological process: positive regulation of BMP signaling pathway. The record is from RefSeq and is a predicted model, not a curated record. The transcript has 22 exons. The coding region runs from base 7 to 3105 and encodes 1032 amino acids. Lineage: Eukaryota; Metazoa; Chordata; Actinopteri; Cypriniformes; Cyprinidae.